This is a messenger RNA of Lytechinus variegatus (green sea urchin), 2148 nucleotides long. RefSeq names its product peroxisomal N(1)-acetyl-spermine/spermidine oxidase-like. Bases 156 to 1733 code for a protein of 525 amino acids. NCBI's taxonomy places the organism in Eukaryota, Metazoa, Echinodermata, Echinoidea, Temnopleuroida, Toxopneustidae. The transcript is spliced from 8 exons. The record is from RefSeq and is a predicted model, not a curated record. Gene Ontology annotation, molecular function: polyamine oxidase activity.
CCUGCCAUCAAUUGGAGCAUCUGUCUUCUCUUUUUAACUGAAGUAGCUACACAUCUGUUAUUAGAGUGUGCAUAGAUCUUAAGUUAGUGUGGACGUGGAUCUGGAAUUGAAGAUACUUUCCAAAGUCCUUGAUUUUGAUUUUAACACCUGUGGUAAUGGCAGGGGAAAGACGGAAAGUUGUGAUAGUUGGAGCCGGUAUGGCGGGUCUGUCUGCAGGGGUGGAGCUCUGUAAGUCGGGUUGCUAUGACGUCACCAUCCUGGAAGCAAUGCCAACCUGUGGUGGGAGCAUCCAGACUCUUAAAGGAUUCGGUUCUCGUGCAAUAGAACUUGGAGCCAAUUGGCUUCAUGGUACAAAGGGAAGCCCUGUGUAUGAGCUAGCAAAGAAGCAUGACCUUCUCAGUUAUUCUGAUGACAGCUCAUCAUCUUCAUCAGAUGACAGCGUGUCUUCCCCAUCAUACUCUUCCAUUUUUGAUGAAAGUGAAGCAAAGUGGUAUAACUACAGCAGCGUGGAAGAAAAUCAAUUUAGGACAGAAUCCGGAGAGUGCAUUGACACCAAACUGGUUGUCAGAGCAAAGAAGAUGUAUGCCGAUGCCCUGGACAAGAAGCUUGCUGAGUGCGAGCGACCGGAAGUAGUCAUCGACCAAAGGAAAUGUGUAGAUGAAGCGGUAGCUCAGGGAUUUGCAGAGGAGCUGAAGCAGCAUGGUGUCAUCAGCGACACGAAGGAGUACAGGCAGUACUGGCUGAUGUAUGAACACUGUUGUAGAAUGGAGUGUAUGGAUAUUGGAUCAAACACACUUCAGGAUGUUCAGCUCAGAAGCUAUGUCAACUAUGAGGAGCUGGAAGGGGACUACUACACCACCCUCGGCCGGAAAGGCUACCAAGGUAUCUUGGAGAAACUUCUUGAGGACAUCCCGGCAGACAGUAUCCACUACAACACCCCUGUAUCAAGGAUACAGUACGCCAAGUGUCAUGAUACAAAUGAUGUUGCCCUGGAUGAUGAGAAGGAUGAUGCGGUUGUCAUGGUAACUUGUGAAGAUGGGAGAACUUUCCUCUGCAAUCAUGUGAUAGUGACUGCUUCUAUUGGGUUUCUCAAGGAGAAUGUUGAUACUCUCUUCCAGCCUCCCUUGCCUGAAGACAAGCUUGAUGCAAUCAGAAUAUUCCCCUAUGGAACUGUCAACAAGAUCUUCAUGAAGUACAAGAGACCAUUUUGGACCUCAGAAGACUUUGGCCUUCAGGUUCUGUGGGAGUCACCAAAUCAGGAUGAAUCUGAGGAGGAAGAGAAGGAGAAAUUCUACCGGAUGCUGACCGGGUUUGAUGUUGAAGAUAAGAAUGAUGAUAUCCUCUUGGGAUGGGUGUACGGACGUGGAGCGGAUUACAUGGAGACGUUGACUGAUGAAGAAACUGGACAGCGUUGUACAGCAAUAUUGAGAAAGUUCUUGAAUGACCCAUCCAUACCAGAGCCUGAAAAGGUUCUCUGCACCAGAUGGAAAGGGAAUCGGUUUCAGCGAGGGUCAUAUGGAGCCUUCCUACCGGUGGAGGGAUCAGGCAAGGAGACUGAAGCAUUCCAAAGACCUGUCUACAGCCAACAAACUAGACAUGGACAGAAGGUGCCUGUUCUUCUCUUUGCUGGUGAAGCAUGCCAUAAAUCCUACUUCUCUACGACCCAUGGUGCUAUGGUAUCUGGGAUGGACCAAGCAAAAGUUCUCAUCAAGUUCUCUUCAACAUCAGACUAAUCCUUACAAUAAUAAUGCAGUAAUGUUUCUGGAGUGGACCGAUUCAAAAUAUUGUCAAGUUCAAGGGCUUAUAACUUGAAGGUUUGCAAUCAUGAAAUUAAGUCGAUUAAUCUUGGUGCAAUAUCAGAUCCUUACAUUUGUGACAAUCACGUCUUUCUCUCUAAUUUUACACUACUUGAUGAAUCCAAGAGGGGCCAUACCAGUGUCUUAAGUCAUCUUAAGUAAGUUGGAUGCUGCCUUUCACAUAUACUUCAACCCUCUGUAUUUCCUCUAAAGCUGCUUAUUUCUUGAAGCACAUCCUGGAAGAUAGUUAUAUCACAUCUAAAGCUGCAUGCACACUGAAUAAAAUCCGGGAGGCCGUUUCAUAAAGCUGUUGUAAGAUAAGAGCGACUUUAUAAUAAAGAGCAACUGGUGA